AUGUCCUGGGCAGAGGCUGCGGAAUCGCACGUCAUCAGCCAGCAGCUUCAGAUCGACUCCAUCGAUGAAGCUGAAGCUGUGCGUUCACAGAGCCCCAAUCCCGAAUCCAUCUCCGAAACAUCUCUGCAGCCGGAGUUGUUUUGGGUUGCGCCUUUGAAGAGGUUCAUCGACUCGCAUGCUCCCGGUGGAUUGGGGCGGCCGGUGCAAAUUCUGUCAGGGUGCAGCGGGACGCUGGCAGAAGCAAGCGUGUUUGAGGCAUUGCAGCUUGAUGCUUCCGUGGUGAGCGCAUCGGAUACUGACGCAUCUGCCAGAGCUUUCAUGACCGAAAAUUUUCAAGUCCAGCAUUUGUACGACACGAUGGAAUCCCAAAUGGCUUCCCACAAACCUUGUUUGACAUGCAAGAGGUCAGGACCUUGCUUUUCUGAAGAGCCAGUCCUAGAUAUGUUUGUUGCUGGAUUGCCAUGCCAGCCAUUUUCCCUCCAGCGUGUAAAACGCUUCUGUCAGGGAUCAGUGAAAUCACACAAGUCUUAUGAUACGUGCUUCGGGCAAUUUUUCGAAUGGUUGGACUUCCACAACCCGAGCUGUGGGGUUUUUGAGAACGUCAAGGGGUUUGGUGAAGCAGAAGAUCAUCAAGGUUCAACAUCCCCCUUGGACAGGCCUGGCACUGUAACUGUAGUGCCUACAUUCUUUUGA
Molecule: messenger RNA, 693 nt
Organism: Cladocopium goreaui
Lineage: Eukaryota; Dinophyceae; Suessiales; Symbiodiniaceae
Source: the annotation of a GenBank genome assembly